This is a messenger RNA of Colletotrichum chrysophilum, 1191 nucleotides long. RefSeq lists its product as uncharacterized. The record is from RefSeq and is a predicted model, not a curated record. NCBI's taxonomy places the organism in Eukaryota, Fungi, Ascomycota, Sordariomycetes, Glomerellales, Glomerellaceae. Bases 1 to 1191 code for a protein of 396 amino acids. Gene Ontology annotation, cellular component: U2-type spliceosomal complex; U2 snRNP. Gene Ontology annotation, biological process: mRNA splicing, via spliceosome. Gene Ontology annotation, molecular function: RNA binding. The transcript has a single exon.
AUGGCAGAUCAAUUAAAGGAUCCGCUGCCGACGUCCAUUGGCGACUUCGGCAACGACGAGCGCAUCUCCUUCUCCAAGCUGGACAACAAGUACCUGGCUGUCCUCGACGAUGGCACCGAGCUCGAGUUCGACCCCGCGACCGCGACAUGGGCUGAGGCAGCUGACGAACCUCUCGAGCCUCUCGACGACGACCACAACGCACAGCUCGCAGAUCUCUCGAGAAGCGCCAGUGCCAGCGUCGGCCCAGGAGGUAGCGAAGCACAAAACGCGAACUCCAGGAAACGCAAAGAUUCCCCGAGCGGGAUGGACGACAGAGGCGGAAAUGGAGGCAACGGAAACAAUCGCCCGGCAAAGAAGUCGAAACCUGCGCGCGCGCCGCCGCAGCCGCGCCAGAACACGGCCGUGUACGUGACCGGUCUGCCCACCGACGCAACAGCCGACGAGGUCCACGAGCUCUUCUCGCGCAAGGCAGGCGUCAUCGCCGAAGAAAUUGACAGUGGUCGCCCGCGCAUCAAGAUGUACACGGACGAGAGCGGCAACUUCAAGGGCGACGCGCUAGUUGUCUUCUUCAAGCCGCAGAGCGUCGAGAUGGCCAUCAUGCUCCUUGACGACACGGACUUCCGGUUCGAUGGCCCGGCGGGACAGCCGAGGAUGCGCGUACAAGCGGCGGACUCAAGUUACAAGAAGACACAAUACGAAGACGGGGCGGGAGCCGAGGGGAAGGAGAAUGGCGGGUCGUCCAACGGACAGCAGAAGAGAGAGCGCAACGACAAGGACAGGCAAAAGAUCAUUCGCAAGACGCAGAAGAUGGCAGCCAAGCUUGCUGAUUGGAGCGACGACGAGCCGUCUAUGAUGCCGACUGAGACCAACUCCAAAUGGGAUAAGACGGUCAUCUUGAAGCACAUGUUCACUCUCGAAGAGUUGGCGGAGGACCCAGCUGCGUUGCUGGAGAUCAAGGAGGAUAUUCGCGACGAGUGCUCCAAGCUGGGUACUGUGACUAAUGUGGUGCUUUAUGACAAGGAGCCGGAUGGUGUGGUGUCGGUCAAGUUCUCCAAACCAGAGUCGGCGCAGGCAUGCAUACAGCUUAUGAACGGGCGCAGCUUCGAUGGCCGAGUGGUUGAGGCGUCUGUGUCGACGGGUAGGGAGAAAUUCAAGCAAUCAAAGAAGGAUCAGGCAAGCGACAGUGACUGA